AUGGCCCCCAAACACCAGUCUUCACUUCCACCCCAAGCAAAGAAACCGAAGAAACCGAGACAGACUCCUGCCUCCAGGCCAGAGGAAACGUCUGCUUCUCCGAACUUGCCGAAGGAAGAAAAAGAACAGCAAGAAGCAAUUGAACAUAUUGAUGAAGUACAAAAUGAAAUAGACAGACUUAACGAACAAGCCAGUGAGGAGAUUUUGAAAGUAGAACAGAAAUAUAACAAACUCCGCCAACCAUUUUUUCAGAAGAGGUCGGAAUUGAUCGCCAAAAUCCCAAAUUUUUGGGUAACAGCAUUUGUUAACUAUCCACAAGUGUCUGCACUGCUUGGGGAGGAGGAUGAAGAGGAGCUGCAUUAUUUGACAAGAGUCGAAGUGACAGAAUUUGAAGAUAUUAAAUCAGGUUACAGAAUAGAUUUUUAUUUUGAUGAAAACCCUUACUUCGAAAAUAAAGUUCUCUCCAAAGAAUUUCAUCUGAAUGAGAGUGGUGAUCCAUCUUCAAAGUCCACUGAAAUCAAAUGGAAAUCCGGAAAGGAUUUGACCAAACGUUCAAGUCAAAUGCAGAAUAAAGCCAGUAGGAAGAGACAGCAUGAGGAACCAGAAACCUUCUUCACCUGGUUUACUGAUCAUUCUGAUGCAGGUGCAGAUGAGUUAGGAGAGAUCAUCAAAGAUGAUAUUUGGCCAAAUCCAUUACAGUACUACUUGAUUCCGGACAUGGAUGAUGAGGAAGGGGAAGGAGAAGAAGAUGAUGAUGAUGAUGAAGAGGAAGAAGGAUUGGAAGAUAUUGAUGAAGAAGGGGAUGAGGAUGAAGGUGAAGAAGAUGAAGAGGAUGAUGAGGGGGAGGAAGGAGAGGAAGAUGAAGGAGAAGAUGACUAAUGGAACACUGAUGGAUUCCAACCUUCCUUUUUUAAUUUUCUCCAGUCCCUGGGAGCAAGUUGCAGUCUUU
Messenger RNA from Balaenoptera ricei (Rice's whale), 949 nucleotides. RefSeq names its product protein SET-like. NCBI's taxonomy places the organism in Eukaryota, Metazoa, Chordata, Mammalia, Artiodactyla, Balaenopteridae. Gene Ontology annotation, cellular component: chromatin; nucleus. Gene Ontology annotation, molecular function: chromatin binding; histone binding. Gene Ontology annotation, biological process: nucleosome assembly. The record is from RefSeq and is a predicted model, not a curated record.